UUCAUACGCACUCAGAGUAGCAGAACACCAGCCAACUCACAUCCACAUCGAUUCUUCAUCUUCUCCCUAUUUUCUCUCACCAUUUUUGCUGAUUUUUUUUCUCUAAUUCAAAUCGCACACUCGUUUUCUCCUUUUCGAUUUUCUCAAUUAGGUUAAUUUCUGUUCGAUUUGAGUGUUUUUUCAGCUAAUGUAGACGAGAUUCUCCUUUCUACAGAUAUACCCAAAUCUGCGCAUUAUCCGGGCUUUUUCAGUAAUCCACUUUUUACACAAUUCCUUCUCCUCAAUUAGGGUUUUCGUUAAUACAUAGAAAUUACUGUCGAGAAAUUCAGAAAUUCUUCAAUUUCCGUUUCUGUGGGUGUUGUUUGUGUUCAUGUGUUGUGGCGUGAAGAUUUGUUUCUGAGAGAUGAAGACGAAGCUCAGAAAACCGGUGCUUUUUUUGCUGCUGGUUACAGUUUUUGCUCCUAUUGUUCUCUACACCGACACUCUCGGACUUUAUUCCACUCCCUCUUCUUCUAGGAAUGAAUUUAUGGAAGAUGGUUCGACAUUCACAUUUGCUGGGGAAGUUAGGCCUUUAAAUGUGCUACCUCAGGAAUCAUCUACAACGCUGAAAGAACCGUUGGGUGUCGUUUAUUCAGAAAAUUCAAUCGAGGCUAGUUCUAAUAAAUCCGAAGAAAGUACUCGAAUCACUAGACAACUCACUGAAGAAUCGACAGAAGAUAAAACUACAAAUUUGUCGGGCAGUAGUGGCGGCAGCAAGGAUGAAAAUCCCAUACGACAGGUGAUCAGUACAGUUCACGAGGAUGAGGUCGGAACGGGGAAAGAAAAAUCAAAUAAACCUCAAUUGCAUGAGAAUACAGAGAUUGAGAAUCGACAGGAUGAUGUAACAUCAGAAAACGUCUCGGAGAAAAAGGAACUAAAACGUAUAAAGCACUCUUCACGAACUAGAGAAGAAGUAAAGUCUAGACAGAACGAAAGAGCAGUUCUGUCAGAUGCUCGUGUUCGCCAGCUUAAAGAUCAACUCAUUCAAGGAAGAGUCUAUCUUUCACUAUCAGCCACUCGAAAUAAUCCCCACUUUAUAAGGGAUCUUCGAUUACGUAUAAAGGAAGUCCAACGAGUACUAGGAGAGGCUACCAAGGAUUCUGAGCUGCCUAGGAAUGCUAAUGAGAAGAUGAAAGCAAUGGAGCAAACCCUAUUGAAAGGAAAACAAAUACAAGACGAUUGUGCUGCUGUGGUGAAGAAACUCAGAGCGAUGCUUCAUUUGGCUGAGGAGCAGCUCCGGGCCCACAAGAAACAGGCCUUGUUUUUGACGCACCUAACUGCGAAGACUGUGCCUAAAGGGCUUCACUGCUUUCCUUUACGGCUUUCUUCCGAAUAUUUCAUGUUGAAUUCGUCUCAAAGGGAUUUUUCGAAUAAGGAGAAUUUGGAAAAUCCGAAGUUAUAUCACUAUGCCUUGUUUUCGGAUAAUGUGUUGGCUGCUGCUGUUGUUGUGAACUCUACAAUAACUCAUGCAAAGGAUCCUUCGAAACACGUUUUCCAUGUAGUCACAGAUAGGCUCAAUUACGCAGCAAUGAAAAUGUGGUUCUUAGCAAAUCCACCUGGCAAAGCAACAAUACAAGUCCAAAAUGUCGAAGAAUUCACAUGGCUAAAUUCAAGUUACAGCCCUGUUCUCAAGCAGCUAAGUUCUCGGUCCAUGAUUGAUUACUACUUCAAAGGCAAACGUGCCGAAUCUGAUUCCAACCUAAAGUAUAGAAACCCUAAAUACCUUUCAAUUAUGAACCAUCUACGGUUUUACCUUCCGGAAAUUUUCCCAAAGCUCGAUAAAGUAUUGUUCUUGGAUGAUGAUAUUGUAGUCCAAAAGGAUCUUAGUGGCAUCUUUUCUCUCAAUUUGAAGGGGAAGGUUAUUGGAGUGGUUGAAACCUGUGGAGAAACUUUUCACCGUUUUGACCGUUACCUCAAUUUCUCGAACCCUAUUAUCUCGAAAAAUUUCGAUCCUCGAGCUUGUGGUUGGGCAUUUGGAAUGAAUAUCUUUGAUUUGGAUGAGUGGAGGAAGCAAAAUAUCACGGAGGUGUACCACAAAUGGCAGAAUCUGAAUGAGGAUAGGCUGUUGUGGAAACUGGGUACACUGCCACCUGGACUGAUAACCUUUUCGAAUCGAACCUACGCGCUCGAUAAAUCCUGGCAUGUAUUGGGGCUCGGUUAUAAUCCCAAUGUACCUUUAAAAGACAUCGAACGAGCGGCUGUCAUACAUUACAACGGGAAUUUAAAACCGUGGCUCGAAAUAGGGUUGCCGAAAUUCCGCAAUUAUUGGGCUAAAUUCGUGGAUUACGAUCACCAAUAUUUACGGGAAUGCAAUAUCACUCCGUAAAAUCUCGUCCGUGCAUCGGCUAAUUUAGGUAUAUAUUUUCGUAGCUUUCCAUUCGUUAUUUCAUAAAUUUAUUAUUAUUAUUUAUUGUCUUCAUCAUUGAUAUAUGUAGAGGUGAUGAAAUGAUAUAUAAUAUGAAUUGCAGUAUUUUUGUCUUUUUUGGUUUCUUGUGUUUUGCUCAUUUUUGUCGGCUGUGUAUAAUAAGGUAAGAAAGAGUGAAUGUUUGCUGGAUGAAUGUUAUCUGUUUGUCUCUGUCUGUAA
Molecule: messenger RNA, 2623 nt
Organism: Erythranthe guttata (spotted monkey flower)
Lineage: Eukaryota; Viridiplantae; Streptophyta; Magnoliopsida; Lamiales; Phrymaceae
Product: putative galacturonosyltransferase 4
Molecular function (GO): polygalacturonate 4-alpha-galacturonosyltransferase activity
Source: RefSeq, a predicted model, not a curated record